AUGAACCUGAGAAGCACGCUCGUCGCCCUCGUCGUCGCUGUAGGGGUAGCCGGUCGGCCGCAGUUCGGUUCCACGGACCCGUCAUCGCUCGCGAGUAUUCUAGCGACCGCGCCUGCCUGUGCGGUCAGUACUACCUCCACUCUCUCCCCUGCUCUGCUGUCCUCUCCUCUGCUGUCCUCUCCGUCCCUGUGCUCUGUCCACCCUGCCCUCUCUCUCGGCAUCGCGGGCGUCCCCAUACCAUGCUUGGCCAUCACCGUCAACGACUCAACAUGCAAGAUCAACAAUACCCCGUGCAUGUGCACGGACAAAGUCAUGGAAUCGCAGGUGUUUGAAUGCAUCGCCGCAUCUUGCUCCUUUGCCGAUGUCCUCGGGAUGAGAAACAGAACGGCCCUGGCGUGCGACGCCCCCGUGCAGGACAAGUCGUCGAGCUUCAACAUCAUGACCAUCGUCCUGAGCACCGUCGCCAUCCUCCUCGUCCUCGUCCGCCUUGUCUUCCAGCAGUUCUUCAGCUUGACCAAGAGGCUCGCCGCCGACGACCUCCUCCUUCUCCUCGUCGUCUUCCUCCACGUUGCCCUCGUCGUCGUCAGCAUCCGUGGCCUGACGGGGAACGGCAUGGGCACCGACAUCUGGACCGUCCAGCCGGACGAUCUCACUGCCUUUUUCAGGGCGUACUACGUCGCCGAAGUCUUGUACUUUGCCGAGGUCGCUCUCAUCAACAUAUGCUUCGCCAUCUACUUCGUCAACGUCUUCCCCGACCUCGCUGUUCGCCCCCUCCUUUGGGCUACCGCCAUCUUCAACCUCCUCUACGGUCUCGCCUUUGUGUUCGCCGCCAUCUUCCAAUGCACGCCCGUGAGCUACUAUUGGACCCAGUACAUGGAGACAAGCUCGGGCCAGUGCGUCAAUGUCAACGCCCUCGGAUAUGCCAACGCCGCCUUUGGCAUCGCCAUCUAUCUCUGGCUCAUGGCCGUCGCCCUCAGCCAGGUCCGAAAAUGCAGCCUUGACGGCAAGGACAAGGUGGCCGUCGCCAUCAUGUUGCUCGUCGGAAUCUUUGUCACCGUCGCCUCCAUCGUGCGCCUGUCAUCGCUCGUCAACUAUGCCAGCUCGAGCAACAUGACGUGGGAUUCAUGGAUGGUCGUCUGCUGGGCCGUGAUCCAACUCACCUUUGCCAUCAUCUGUGCAUGUCUGCCCGCCAUCCGUCUCAUCCUCCAACGCCUAUUCCCGAAAUACCUCGACACCAGCGCUGCCCAUGGUGUGGAAACGACCGGCAAGGAGGAUACCUCCCUCGAGAGAUGGCCCCAGCUUUCCGAUCGAACAUCAAAAGAUUCCGUUCUCGAAGAUUCCGGAAAGUCCGGCCUGGAUUCGACAGGCUCCUUCAAGCACGGUCAGCCCCCCCCCCCGUAG
Molecule: messenger RNA, 1401 nt
Organism: Drechmeria coniospora
Lineage: Eukaryota; Fungi; Ascomycota; Sordariomycetes; Hypocreales; Ophiocordycipitaceae
Exons: 4
Coding region: 1-1401 (466 amino acids)
Source: RefSeq, a predicted model, not a curated record